AUGGAUUGUCACCUCUCCAUCCUCCUUCUUCUCAGCUGCUCCGCUCUAAAGUGCUCCGGGGAACUGACUCUCCAGCCUUCCAAUGAAGUCAAUUUACUGGAUUCAAAAACCAUUCAAGGGGAGCUGGGCUGGAUCUCCUAUCCAUCACAUGGGUGGGAAGAGAUCAGUGGUGUUGAUGAACAUUACACACCCAUCCGGACUUACCAGGUGUGCAAUGUCAUGGAUCACAGUCAAAAUAAUUGGCUGAGGACAAACUGGGUCCCCAGGAACUCAGCUCAGAAGAUCUAUGUGGAGCUAAAGUUCACUCUUCGGGACUGCAAUAGCAUUCCAUUGGUUUUGGGAACUUGCAAGGAGACUUUCAAUCUGUACUACAUGGAGUCUGAUGAUGAUCAUGGAGUCAAAUUCCGAGAACAUCAGUUUACAAAGAUUGACACCAUUGCAGCUGAUGAAAGUUUCACGCAAAUGGAUCUCGGGGACCGUAUUCUUAAACUCAACACUGAGGUUAGAGAAGUAGGUCCUGUCAACAAAAAGGGAUUUUAUUUGGCUUUUCAAGAUGUUGGUGCAUGUGUUGCCUUAGUGUCUGUGAGAGUGUACUUCAAAAAGUGCCCGUUUACAGUGAAGAAUCUGGCUAUGUUUCCAGACACAGUACCCAUGGAUUCCCAAUCUCUGGUGGAAGUUAGAGGCUCUUGUGUUAACAAUUCUAAGGAGGAAGAUCCUCCUAGGAUGUACUGCAGUACAGAAGGUGAAUGGCUGGUACCCAUUGGCAAGUGUUCCUGCAAUGCUGGCUAUGAAGAAAGAGGUUUCAUGUGUCAAGCUUGUCGACCAGGUUUCUACAAGGCUUCAGACGGUAAUAUGAAGUGUGCUAAGUGUCCACCUCACAGUUCUACUCACGAAGAUGGUUCAAUGAACUGCAGGUGUGAAAACAAUUACUUCCGAGCAGACAAAGACCUUCCAUCCAUGGCUUGUACCCGACCUCCAUCUGCACCGAGAAAUGUGAUAUCUAAUAUAAACGAGACCUCGGUUAUCCUGGACUGGAGUUGGCCCCUGGACACAGGAGGCCGGAAAGAUGUUACCUUCAACAUCAUAUGUAAAAAAUGUGGGUGGAAUGUAAAACAGUGUGAGCCGUGCAAUCCAAAUGUCCGCUUCCUCCCUCGACAGUUUGGACUCACCAACACCACGGUGACAGUGACCGACCUCCUGGCACACACUAACUACACCUUUGAGAUCGACGCCGUUAACGGGGUGUCAGAGCUGAGCUCACCACCAAGGCAGUUUGCUGCAGUCAGCAUCACGACUAACCAGGCUGCUCCAUCACCCGUCAUGACGAUUAAGAAAGAUCGGACAUCCAGAAACAGCAUUUCUUUAUCCUGGCAAGAACCUGAACACCCUAAUGGGAUCAUAUUGGACUAUGAGGUCAAAUACUACGAAAAGCAGGAACAAGAAACAAGUUAUACGAUUCUCAGGGCACGAGGCACUAAUGUUACCAUCAGUAGCCUCAAGCCUGAUACUACAUAUGUAUUCCAAAUCCGAGCCCGGACCGCAGCUGGAUAUGGGACCAACAGUCGCAAGUUUGAGUUUGAAACUAGUCCAGACUCUUUCUCCAUCUCUGGUGAAAAUAGCCAGGUGGUAAUGAUUGCCAUUUCAGCGGCGGUAGCAAUUAUUCUCCUCACAGUCGUCACCUAUGUUUUGAUUGGGAGGUUCUGUGGCUAUCAUAAGUCGAAACACGGUGCUGAUGAAAAAAGACUUCAUUUUGGGAAUGGACACUUAAAACUUCCAGGUCUCAGGACUUAUGUUGACCCACACACAUAUGAGGACCCUACCCAAGCAGUUCAUGAAUUUGCUAAGGAAUUGGAUGCCACCAACAUAUCCAUUGACAAAGUUGUUGGAGCAGGUGAAUUUGGAGAGGUGUGCAGCGGCCGUUUAAAACUUCCUUCAAAAAAAGAGAUUUCAGUGGCCAUCAAGACCCUAAAAGUGGGCUACACAGAAAAGCAGAGGAGAGACUUCUUAGGCGAAGCAAGCAUUAUGGGACAAUUUGACCAUCCCAAUAUCAUUCGACUGGAGGGAGUUGUUACUAAAAGUAAACCUGUUAUGAUUGUCACAGAAUACAUGGAGAAUGGUUCCUUGGACAGUUUCUUACGUAAACAUGAUGCCCAGUUUACAGUUAUCCAGCUGGUAGGGAUGCUUCGAGGCAUAGCAUCUGGCAUGAAGUAUCUCUCAGACAUGGGCUAUGUUCACCGAGACCUUGCUGCUCGCAACAUCUUGAUCAACAGUAAUUUGGUGUGUAAGGUUUCUGAUUUUGGACUUUCACGGGUUCUAGAAGAUGACCCAGAAGCUGCUUACACAACAAGAGGAGGGAAGAUCCCAAUCCGGUGGACAUCACCAGAAGCCAUAGCCUACCGCAAAUUCACAUCAGCCAGCGAUGUGUGGAGUUAUGGGAUUGUUCUCUGGGAGGUGAUGUCUUACGGAGAGAGACCAUACUGGGAGAUGUCCAAUCAGGAUGUAAUUAAAGCGGUGGAUGAAGGCUAUCGACUGCCACCUCCCAUGGACUGCCCAGCUGCGUUGUAUCAGCUGAUGCUAGACUGCUGGCAGAAAGACAGAAACAACAGACCCAAGUUUGAGCAGAUUGUCAGCAUUCUGGACAAGCUUAUCCGGAACCCAGGCAGUCUGAAGAUCAUCACAAGUGCAGCAGCAAGGCCAUCAAACCUUCUCCUGGACCAAAGUAACAUUGACAUUACUACCUUCCGCACAACAGGUGACUGGCUUAACGGUGUCCGAACAGCACAGUGCAAGGAAAUCUUCACAGGCGUAGAGUACAGUUCUUGUGACACCAUAGCCAAGAUUUCUGCAGACGACAUGAAAAAGGUCGGUGUCACUGUGGUUGGGCCACAGAAGAAGAUCAUCAGUAGUAUUAAAGUUCUAGAAACACAAUCCAAGAAUAGUCCAGUCCCAGUGUAA
Molecule: messenger RNA, 2955 nt
Organism: Rangifer tarandus platyrhynchus (Svalbard reindeer)
Lineage: Eukaryota; Metazoa; Chordata; Mammalia; Artiodactyla; Cervidae
Source: the annotation of a GenBank genome assembly